AUGGAAUCUAUCAUGGCAUUAGAAGCACAAGCUGGUCAAACAUUCCCAGUGAUGCAAAUCAAUCCUGAGUCGACAGAGACUGUUGUUCUUCUACCACGAACGAAUUCUACGACUUUGCAUAGACGAAGCGUUGAACGCACGGAACGUGAAAAAGAUGCUGAACAAGCGACUCCACCAGCAUAUUCCAUGGAAGAAAUAACUGCUCGUCGUCGAGGAAAACGAGCGGAGGAUCAAAAUUUACCGAAGAAAGUUCGGAGCUUUUACAAAAAACAGGAUAAACUUAUUUCAACAUUUGAACGUGUCCAUCGUCUUCACUCCGAUAAACAAAGCGACAAUGAGGAUGACGAAGAUGAAGAUGAAGAGAAUGGAGAUAAAAGCGACAAGAAAGACAAACAGGAUGUCAUCAUUCGACGAAAACGAAUCAGUUUCUAUACGAAACUAUCAUUAUUAGUUAACAUUUGUCUUCUUGCGAUGAAGAUUGCUGCGGCUAUACUCUCCCGUUCUUUGUCGGUGAUUUCCUCGGUAGUAGAUAGCGGUGUUGAUCUGACAACAAGUGUAAUUCUGUUUUGGGCAACACACGCAAUGAAUCGACCUGAUCGAGUUUUGUAUCCGAUAGGUCGAAGACGACUUGAACCAAUCUCCAUCGUUAUUCUUUCGGUUAUUAUGAGUUCAGCUAGUGUGAUGGUCAUUUCCGAAUCUUUACAAACGAUUGCGCAGGAUGUCGAUGCAUUUCGAGGCAACUCAUCAGAAACUCUGAAAAAUCUUCAUGAACUCGACAUGAGAACAAUUCCAGUAACCAUCAUGUGUACAACAAUCGUAUCAAAACUGGUCCUGUUCAUAUUAUGUUCUCGUGAAAGUAGUGUGACAUUGAAUGCGUUAGCACAAGAUCAUCGGAACGAUGUGUUUUCGAAUGUUAUUGCACUCAUAUGUGGUGUUGCUGGCUCUCACGCAAGAGUACUCGUUGGAAAUUGGAAACAAUAUUUCAUAUUGGCUGAUCCUAUUGGCGCUGUUGUUGUUUCGAUCUAUAUCUUAGUAACUUGGGUUCGUCAAGCCAGUCAACAAGUGAAACGAUUGACCGGACAUACGGCUAAACCGGAGUUUCUUCAACAGAUAACAUGGGUUGCGUUUCAUCAUUCCCCUCAAAUCUUGAAAAUUGACACAGUUCGUGCAUUUCAUUUCGGAACUAACUUUCUCGUCGAGGUCGACAUUGUCCUUCCAGAAGAUAUGUCACUUCGAGAUGCUCAUGAUAUCGGCGAAGCAUUACAAAAGAAAAUUGAACGCAUUCCGGAAGUCGAACGAGCAUUUGUCCAUCUUGACUAUGAAUUCAGUCAUAAAGCUCAUGAUGAACACAAAGUUGUUUGA
Messenger RNA from Adineta ricciae, 1362 nucleotides. The record is from the annotation of a GenBank genome assembly. Lineage: Eukaryota; Metazoa; Rotifera; Eurotatoria; Adinetida; Adinetidae.